Molecule: messenger RNA, 735 nt
Organism: Prunus armeniaca (apricot)
Lineage: Eukaryota; Viridiplantae; Streptophyta; Magnoliopsida; Rosales; Rosaceae
Source: the annotation of a GenBank genome assembly
AUGACAUACUUAGAUGAGCAUGAAGAGAUGAUGAAGCGAGAACAUCCAUCACAUUUGUAUGCCAAGAAACACCGUGAAUUGUUUCCACAAUGGUUUUUGGAAUAUGUGAAUAAGUUGAAAUCAUCGAAUUCACCCUCUUACAAUGAAGAGUUAUAUAACCUUGCGUUCGGCCCGAUUCACGCUGAAUUGUUCUCAGGUUGCCAUGUGAACAGUGUCAACGGUGUCCAUGUCCCAAGUGGAGGCAAAAGUACGGACAUUGAUUUCUAUGGCAAACUCACAACUGUUGUGCAAUUGCUUUACAAAGACCGAUACCAAGUAAUCAUGUUUAAGUGUCGAUGGUUUGAUACAAACCCAAAUAGGCAGGGAAGUGUUAAAAUUGAUCAUGGCUUACUAUCAGUGAACAUUAACAGAACUUGGUAUGAUGACGGUUACAUUUUGGCAAACAUGGCAAAACAGAUUGUGUAUCUAGAUGACCCUAAAGUCGGGAGUGGUUGGAAAGUUGCUCUGCAGAUGGAUCAGAGGAACAUGUAUGUUAUACUAGAACUAGACCCAACUCUUCAAGGAGUAUCUUCAAUCGAAAUACCGAUUCAGUCAAUUACAAUUGACCUCGGUGAUCUUCCGCGAUACGAAGUUCCAGUGGGCCCGAACAACGAAAGUGAUGAGGAGGAGGAUUGGGAGACCGAAAGUGAUGAUAGCAACGAUAACGAAGGUUAUUAUAGGUCAGAUGAUGAAUAA